AUGGCCAUACCCAAUGCCUUUCAGCCGCCUCCCCCUCCAUUACCACCGCCGAGAUUCGUGCCACAAUUGCAACACAUCCACAUCCCCGAUCCUCACCGCGUCACCGACUUCGGGAGCGACGGUUCGCCGUCCGUCAAGGCCGGCUCGAGUCUUCUAGGGGGAUUCCAAUUCAGUCGCAAUGACCGAUGCGGCUCAAUUAAAGGCCAUGACUUGGACGACAGUCCAUCCACCGCUCCCGGCGCUUCGGAUCGCGACAUGGCCGCCGACAAAAUGAGCGAGAGCGAAGGGAGCUUGCCGAAUCCUGAUCGACCAAGGAUGGCUAGCUACAGCCUACAGAGCGAACAGCAACUUGGUCGGCAAGCCGUCGCCAACUCCUCUCAGAACUACGAUCGACAUUUGCUAUCGAAAAUCGGCAAUCCAAAUACACCCUCGAGAAACGCCGCUCCUCCAUUGUUCGGGUCGAACACCUCUCCGCACAAUGUCUUGGACCUCAAACCUCUCGCCCUCCCAGAACGCCGGCACAGUGCAGUCGAUUCACCCCUCAGUCGGUGGCCAAGCGCGCCGUCAUCGGGAAUAUCGCCGGGCACCACGAGCUUCAGGAGCCCGCUUUCGGAACAUGCGCCGGACGGCAUACUAUCCGGUCGCCACCACAGCUUCUCUGUCGCUCCCGACGCGAUGGACGACGUUCAAUCAUCAGAUUCGAGAUCACACCGCGGUGCGGAUGACCACCACCAUAGCAUCUUCAUGGAUCAGGAUAUGGAGGAUGGCGGAAUGCAAGAUCUCAACCUCCACGAUCGAAGUCCAUCCAGCUCCGAAGAGUCGCAGACGGUUGGAAAAUGCGGUGUGAAACGUCGUGCUGAUGGGCCUCCCGGUGAAAGCAGUCGGGACGACAAAAUACCGAUGAGUGCAAGCGAAUUGUUCUCGAGACGACCCUCGCAGCUGUCGGGACUACGGGCAUCACCCUACUCAAGGAUCCAUGUCGGCUCGGGCUCCAUCUCGUCCGGAACGUCGUCCGUGGGUCAAAGAAUAGGAUCGUACGGAUCUUCAUGGGGACUGUCCGUUGCCAGCAGCGUGACGAGUUACGGCGGCAACGACCAGAAACUAUCUCCCAGCGCGUUGUCACCAUCCGGAGAGGGGGAAUUGGGGGUCGGAUCUCCGUUCUCGAGGAACAAGUCUGCAAACACUAGUCCUCGAGGUUCACUUUCGCAAGGCCAUCAACGACAUCCGUCCGAAAGCGAGGCUCCUCGUAGUCGCAAACAUUCCGCGGAUCAAACCAACGCUCAACGGAGAGACAGCGCCACGAAGAAUCAAGGGCAGUUUAUAUGCGAGUGUUGCCCCAAGAAGCCGAAGAAAUUUGACAGUCAAGAAGAACUACAAGUGCAUGCACUUGAAAAGCAGUAUCAGUGUCAAUACUGCCCUAAUCGAUUCAAAAACAAAAACGAGGCCGAGCGCCACCAGAACUCCCUCCAUCUGCGCCGCCAUUCCUGGUCCUGCGCCGCCCUCGCCGGAGUGCACGCCGCCUUCCACGUCUCAAGCGCGAACCCCUCCGCUGCCGACGUGUGCGGCUACUGCGGCGAGGAGUUCCCUCACCCAAUCAACUGGGACGCACGCCGCGAGCACCUGCACCACGUGCAUAAAUUCGGCGACUGCAACCAGGCGAAGAAGUUUUUCCGGGCGGACCAUUUCCGGCAGCAUCUGAAGCACAGCCACGCGGGGACGAGCGGGAAGUGGACGAACAUGCUGGAGAACUCGUGCAUGAAGGACGAGCCGCCCCCAAUCCCCACGACCAGCGUGAUGAAGGAGCGGAACGCAAGUAUCGCAGGGGGGUCGCCAGGGAGCGUAUCGAUGAACGGGUCAUCGGUGCCAAGCGUCAUCGACGAGGCGAUGGAUGAGUCAUGA
This is a messenger RNA of Eremomyces bilateralis CBS 781.70, 1899 nucleotides long. RefSeq lists its product as uncharacterized. Bases 1 to 1899 code for a protein of 632 amino acids. The transcript is spliced from 3 exons. NCBI's taxonomy places the organism in Eukaryota, Fungi, Ascomycota, Dothideomycetes, Eremomycetales, Eremomycetaceae. The record is from RefSeq and is a predicted model, not a curated record.